CAGAAAAGAACAGUAAAAAUGCAGGCAGGGCACAAAAUGUAUGUGAAAUGGUUUGAUACAAAAAUGACAGUUUCAAAAAAUGUUUAAAUUUCCCUCCGUUCUGGCCCCCGUACACCCUGACGCUCGCAGGGACCGAAACACGGAAGCCGGAUGCCGGCAUCGGCCGGAGGAGAUGGCCGGGGACGAGGCAGGGGACACAUCGCGGGAGCGAAGGACAAGGUAAGCGCUGCAGGGAUCCCUUAGCAUCACCGCAUGGUAAGCCCGAGUGUAGCUCGGGGUUACCGCUUUUGGUACUGAAA
This is a messenger RNA of Staurois parvus, 299 nucleotides long. The record is from the annotation of a GenBank genome assembly. Lineage: Eukaryota; Metazoa; Chordata; Amphibia; Anura; Ranidae.